Molecule: messenger RNA, 4825 nt
Organism: Larimichthys crocea (large yellow croaker)
Lineage: Eukaryota; Metazoa; Chordata; Actinopteri; Sciaenidae
Gene: nrd1b
Product: nardilysin b (N-arginine dibasic convertase)
Exons: 31
Coding region: 187-3516 (1109 amino acids)
Biological process (GO): proteolysis
Molecular function (GO): metal ion binding; metalloendopeptidase activity
Source: RefSeq, a predicted model, not a curated record
CCCGGCCAGGUGAGACACUCCGAGCUCAGCUGGUGUCAGGUUUCACAUCCAGGUGUGGCCGCUCAGCUGCCGGUCAGACUGACCGAGCCGUGUGUUCGUUAACUGCCGGUUUAACGGCGGCGUUACCGGAUUACCGGGAGCUAACAGCUAACAGAGCCGCUGUUACGUCCAGAGGACUCCGUCAAAAUGCCUCAAACCAGCAAGUCAGCGUGUGGCAGCAGCGUGCCGGGACCGGUAUCUGCUCCAGACCAGGGCGAGCCUCCGCCACAGGACGUCAGGACUCUGGUGGAUGCUGGAGAUGGAGGAGGAGGAGGAGGAGGAGGAGGAGGAGGAGCUGCCGCUGCAGGAGAGCAGGGAGACCCGGAGAUCAUCAAAUCACCGAGCGACCCGAAGAAAUACAGAUACAUCGAGCUGAGUAACGGCCUCCGAGCGCUGCUCAUCUCAGACUUCAGCGGUGCGGACGGGAAGGGGGAGGACAGCGGAGAGGACAAGGGGGAGGCGGAGGACGGGGAGGAGGAGGAGGAGGAAGGUGAGGAAGAAGGGGAUUCUGGAGAGGGGUCGGAGGAAGACGAGGAGGAAGAUGAAGAGGAGGAGCAGGACAGCGACUUCGAUGAGCUGGACGAGGACAACGCAGCAAAGAAGAAGAGAGGGAGCUCUGAGAAGCAGGCAGCAGCCGCUCUGUGCAUCAGCGUGGGGAGCUUCAGCGAUCCGGACGACCUGCCCGGCCUCGCCCACUUCCUGGAGCACAUGGUGUUUAUGGGCAGCGAGAAAUACCCGGCGGAGAACGGCUUCGACGCCUUUCUGAAGAAGCACGGCGGCAGCGACAACGCCUCCACCGACUGCGAGAGAACCAUCUUCCAGUUCGACGUCCAGAGGAAGUAUUUCAGAGAGGCGCUCGACAGGUGGGCUCAGUUCUUCAUCUGUCCUCUGAUGAUAGAAGACGCCAUCGACAGAGAGGUGGAGGCCGUGGACAGCGAGUACCAGUUAGCGAGGCCGUCUGACUCUCAUCGUAAGGAGAUGCUGUUUGGGAGUUUGGCUAAACCAGGACAUCCCAUGAGCAAGUUCUGCUGGGGUAACGCUCAGACAUUAAAGCACGAGCCCAGAGAGAAGCAGAUCAACACCUACCAGAGACUCAGACACUUCUGGAAGAGAUAUUACUCUGCUCACUACAUGACACUCGCCGUUCAGUCCAAAGAGACUCUGGACACUCUGGAGCAGUGGGUGAGAGAGAUCUUCAUCAAAGUCCCCAACAACGGUGAACCUCCAGCUGACUUCUCUGACCUCCAGCAGCCGUUUGACACGCCGGCCUUCAACAAACUCUACAGAGUGGUUCCUGUGAGGAAGGUUCACGCUCUGACCAUCAGCUGGGCCGUCCCACCGCAGGGGAAACACUACAGGGUGAAACCUCUUCAUUAUAUCUCGUGGCUGAUCGGACACGAAGGAACCGGCAGCAUCCUGUCACUGCUCAGGAAGAAGUGCUGGGCUCUGGCUCUGUUUGGAGGGAACAGCGAGACGGGUUUCGACCAGAACACCACCUACUCCAUCUUCUCCAUCUCCAUCACCCUCACUGACCAGGGCUACGAGAACUUCUACCAGGUGGUCCACUUUGUGUUCCAGUACCUGAAGAUGCUGCAGACUCUGGGUCCACAGCAGAGGAUCUAUGAAGAAAUUCAGAAGAUCGAAGCCAACGAGUUCCACUAUCAGGAGCAGACGGAUCCCAUCGAGUUUGUGGAGAACAUCUGUGAGAACAUGCAGCUGUUUCCUAAAGACGACUUCCUGACCGGAGACCAGCUCAUGUUUGAGUACGACCAGCAGGUCAUCAGUGCUGCUCUGUCCCUGCUGACUCCUGACCGAGCGAAUCUGCUGCUGCUGUCACCGGAGAACGAAGGUCACUGUCCGCUCAGAGAGAAGUGGUUCGGUACCUGCUACAACAUGGAGGACGUCUCUGAGGAGUGGGCUCAGCGCUGGACAUCAGACUUUGAGCUGAACUCUGAGCUCCACCUUCCUGCUGAGAACAGAUUCAUCGCGACGGAUUUCACCCUGAAAACGUCCGACUGUCCGGACUCCGAGUUCCCCGUCCGGAUCGUGAACACGGAUCGAGGCUGUCUGUGGUACAAGAAGGACAACAAGUUCAAGAUCCCCAAAGCUUAUAUCCGGUUCAACCUGAUCACCCCGAUGAUCCAGAAGAGUCCAGAGAAUCUCGUCCUCUUUGACCUCUUUGUCAACAUCUUGGCUCACAACCUGGCGGAACCGGCCUACGAGGCCGACGUGGCUCAGCUGGGAUACAAGCUGGUGGCCGGAGAGCACGGACUGGUGAUCCGACUGAAGGGCUUCAACCACAAGCUGCCGCUGCUGUUGAAGCUGAUCGUGGAUCAUCUGGCCGAGUUCACCGCAGAGCCGGGCGUCUUCACCAUGUUCUCUGAGCAGCUGAAGAAAACCUACUUCAACAUCCUCAUCAAACCCGAGAGGCUCGGCAAGGACGUUCGUCUGUUGAUCCUGGAGCACUGUCGCUGGUCGGUCAUUCAGAAGUAUCAGGCAGUGAUGAAGGGACUGACCGUCGACGACCUCCUGACCUUUGUCAGCGGGAUGAAGGCGGAGCUGUACACGGAAGGACUCGUGCAGGGAAACUUCACGAGUGCGGAGUCCAAAGAGUUUCUGCAGUACUUCAUCGAUAAGCUGCAGUUCCAGCCUCUGUCAGCAGAGGUCCCCGUGUUGUUCCGUGUGGUGGAGUUGCCUCAGACGCAUCAUCUCUGCAAGGUCAAGUCUCUCAACAAAGGAGACGCCAACUCCGAGGUCACCGUCUACUACCAGUCGGGCCUGAAGAACCUCAGAGAACACGCCCUGAUGGAGCUGAUGGUGAUGCACAUGGAGGAGCCCUGCUUCGACUUCCUCAGGACGAAGGAGACGCUGGGGUACCAGGUGUACCCGACCUGCAGGAACACCUCAGGGGUGCUGGGUUUCUCCGUCACCGUGGAAACACAAGCCACCAAGUUCAGCACGGAGUUCGUCGAGGCGAAGAUCGAGGAGUUCCUGGUCAGCUUCGGCGAGCGUUUGGCGAGUCUGAGCGAAGAGGCCUUUAAGACGCAGGUGACGGCUCUCAUCAAGCUGAAGGAGUGUGAGGACGCCCACCUGGGGGAGGAAGUGGACCGCAACUGGUUUGAGGUCGUCACGCAGCAGUACGUCUUCAAGCGGCUCAACAAGGAGAUCGAGGCCCUGAAGCUCUUCAGUCAGGAGGAGCUGGUCUCCUGGUUCCUGGAGCACAGAAACACGAGCAGCAGGAAGCUCAGCGUCCAUGUGGUCGGUUUCGGGGUGGAGGAGAACGACCCGCCGGAGCAGAGCACCUCCUGCGGCUCGGACAGCUCCGACAAACCUCCCUCCUCGUCCUACGGCGAAGUGAGUGAGCUCACCUUCCUGCCGGCCUCGUCGCCAUCGCUCCAGGACGUCACGCUCAUCAGCGACAUCAGAGCGUUCACCUCCUCCCUCUGCCUCCACCCUUACCACAAAAUCCUCAGCUAGGUCACUGCAAACAAGACCGGACGGAGGCCGAAGACAUGCUCGUUAGGUCUCUAUGUCCGAGAUAAUAAAGUAACCAUGGAAACAGCUAGCGUUAAUGUUUGAGCCAAAAGGACACUUUUAGAACGAAACUGAGGAACUUUUCACGUCUUUAGUUACUUUGUUUUUAUGAGUGGUUGUAAUAAUGCUGCAUUCACAUCCUGUGGGAACAAUCUGCGCCUGUAUUCAUAAAACAUCCAUAAUCCAUCUGAGAAACAACAGUUUGAAACAUUUAAGACUUCAUUAUGUAGCUAAAGGCUUCAUGUGUGCGGGCAGUGGUCUGCUGUACUGUAGCUUACAGGAUAUAUGCAAAAAACAUGAUGCUGAAGGUUCCGACUCCAUGACCGACCAACGAGACGUUUGCAAUUCAAACUAAGGACAGAUCAUGUGACUCUGUCCCGCCCAGUCCUUACAUUGUUUUACAUGAAGCAGACACACUGAGGUCGCUUCACAGUAACAGUCUGAACUCACGGCUCGUCUAUCAUUGUUUAAAACACUGAGAAAAGAGUCCAACAGAACCACUGCAGCCAUUAAUUCAAUUAAAUCUUCCUAAAAACAAACAUUUCAUGGACCCAACAACUAAUCAAUCAAUUAAACAGUUAAUCAAAAGACUGGUCACCAGAUUAACUGACAGUAAUCAGUGUUGAGUUUCAGCUUCAAGUCACAGGAUCUCUCCUGAACAUCAACGCUGACACAAGUUGAUAACUUUAAAUGAAUUAGUAAGGACGGAUUAACUGCAGACGCUCGAUAAAUUCAGGCCCGGAGCUUCUCUCUGAUACAAGACUCAGCUCGACUGACUCUUCGACUGUUUCCAUUGUCACUGUGAAAAAAUGCAAACAAACAACCGAAGUACAGAAAACUACAAUCAUGGCAUGAAAUGAGUCUGAACGUUUCCUCGCUGCUUUAAACUGUGAAAUGAUUUGUACGACUAUUCCCAGGUGAAGUGAAUGCAGCGCGAUGACUCAGGGUCGGUUACGAACGACAACAAGAAGGGCAGAACUAAAAAAACAGCUGUUUUUAUUUAUUACGUAUGAUUUCCAUGUUCACGUGUUCAUACUGUAAUAAAGGAGGAUGUAUAUGACAAACUAAAUGUAUAGACUAACAGUAUGUGGUGGGAUGUACUGCAGUAGUUUGUGACGGCCACCAAAAUAAUUUCAAUUAACUCGAUCUGCAUUUCGGCGAUAAUUAAAAGUACAAUACUCAAAAACUUCAUCAAAAGUUUGUUUUUUUUGGAUUGUUCUGUCUUUAAAAGAAUAAAAUCAAAUAAUAAAAA